UGUGUCACUAUACACAACCUUCCACUACGCUUUUCUGUUACUCCGUUUUUCACUAGCUUUGGAUUACAUCAUUGUAGCUAUGGCGUCUUCACUCGCAAUGAAAAGGCUGUGGUCUUCGAACAUGCUCUCCCGGUCCCUCCGUCCUGUCUGUGCGGUGGCUCAGCCGUGCACCUCACGCUUAUUUAACACCAAUGCUAUGCGCCAGUACGACCGCGAUGAUCGUGAUCUCGACAUUGAUCGCCAAUCUGAUCGACGUGUCUUCUCCCCGUUCUCAGGUAGGGUGUUUGAUCCAUUUUCGUCAAGGAGCCUAAGCCAAAUCCUGAACAUGAUGGACCAGUUCAUGGAGUCACCUGUUGCCACGGGGGUUCCCAGAAAUUGGGAUGCUCGGGAAACUGACGACGGUCUCUAUCUCCGAAUGGACAUGCCGGGGCUAGGAAAGGAGGAAGUCAAGGUGUCCGUGGAACAAAAUACUCUAAUCAUCAAAGGCGAGGGCAAGAAGGAAUUCGAGGACGAAGAGGGUGGGAGGAGGUACAGUAGCAGAAUUGAUCUUCCGGAGAAACUGUACAAGACUGAUGAGAUCAAAGCAGAGAUGAAAAAUGGUGUUCUCAAAGUUUUCAUACCUAAAAUUAAACAAGAGGAGAGGUCUGAUGUUGUCCAUGUCAAAAUUGAGUGAUUGGUGACUUUAUGUAUUAAAAAUUAACAACGGAAGUUUGGUGCUAUAAUUUAGGUUUCAAAGCUUGUAAUGUAAUGGACUGGGUGUUUUAUUAUACUUCAGCGGUGAGUUUCACUUUGGAAUCUUGAUUUUAA
This is a messenger RNA of Olea europaea var. sylvestris, 807 nucleotides long. Its product is annotated as heat shock 22 kDa protein, mitochondrial. Lineage: Eukaryota; Viridiplantae; Streptophyta; Magnoliopsida; Lamiales; Oleaceae. The transcript is spliced from 2 exons. The record is from RefSeq and is a predicted model, not a curated record. Bases 80 to 673 code for a protein of 197 amino acids.